Alosa sapidissima (American shad) is the source of this 3179-nucleotide messenger RNA. RefSeq names its product sodium- and chloride-dependent betaine transporter-like. Lineage: Eukaryota; Metazoa; Chordata; Actinopteri; Clupeiformes; Clupeidae. The transcript has 15 exons. Gene Ontology annotation, cellular component: membrane. Bases 479 to 2218 code for a protein of 579 amino acids. Gene Ontology annotation, biological process: sodium ion transmembrane transport. The record is from RefSeq and is a predicted model, not a curated record.
AUUGUCUGUGUAGGAAUAGACUUUGGCAUCAUCCCAUGGGGGUUGUAGUUGCAUCACUCUUUAAAGGACUCAUUUUGGGUCUCGGCACUUAUUAACCUGCUGCAGUUGCAUGGUAGCUGAAGUCUCCCCACACAGCUCUACAGGUUUUAGGGGUCACUAACGGCCUCUUCUGAAGACCACUAUACUUCUGAAGACUUCCACUUCUAAAGACCAGUGCAUCCAGGCUUCAAUUCUGAAGACCAGGGCUACAAGAUUCCAUUCUGAACACCAGUGCUACCAGAUUCCGUUCUGAAUACCAGUGCUUCCAUUCGGAAGACCAGUGCUACCAGAUUCCAUUCUGAACACCAGUGCUUCCAUUUGGAACACCAGUGCUACCAGACUUCCGUUGUUACUUUUGGUCCAUGCCAGGUCUUAGAGCCUUUAAAAAGAACAGAAAAUCAGACCUUUCCCUCAGUGCGGCACGGGUGCAGGAGCAGGUAUGGAGCUGAGCAAACGCCACUCUGGGAGCCAGAGACCCGGUCAACCGGCCGUACAGCAGAGAGGCACCUGGAGCCGGCGGCUUGAAUUUGUCCUGGCCUCCAUCGGCUAUGCAGUGGGUCUGUCAAAUGUAUGGAGGUUUCCCUACCUGUGUUAUAGAAAUGGAGGAGGUGCGUUCUUUAUUCCCUACUUCACCAUGGUGUUCCUCUGUGCCCUGCCCAUGGUGUUUCUGGAGUUUUCCAUUGGCCAGUUCACACAGUGUGGACCUGUGCAGGCUUUCACGAAAAUAUGCCCAUUGCUCAAAGGGAUCGGGGUGGGUACGGUCGUGGUGUCCUUCAUUUUCAUCGGUUACUUCAACACCCUGAUGAGUUGGAUCCUCUUCUACCUCUUCAACUCGUUCAGCUCCCCGUUGCCUUGGCAGUCGUGCAACAACACCUGGAACGUUCCGGAAUCCUGCUCAGUUGGGUUCACUGUCAACGACUCUCUGAGGCAGUCGGCCAGCCAGCAAUUCUUUAACCACAGACUCCUGCAGGUCACUGAAGGGCUAGAGCAUAUGGGCAGCAUACGCUGGGAACUACUCGGCUGUCUCAUUCUCGCAUGGAUGAUUGAAUACUUCAGUAUCUUCAAAGGGGUCAAGCUAACUGGCAAGGUGGUGUACUUCACGGCGCUGUUCCCCUACAGCAUCCUCAUCAUCCUGCUGGUGUUCACCUGCAGACUGCCGGGGGCAGCAGAUGGCGCCCUGUUCUUCCUCACGCCCAAGUGGCACAAACUCAAAGAGGUCCAGGUUUGGAUUGACGCUCUGUCUCAAAUCUUCUUCUCCAUCGGCGUGGGCUUCGGAGUCAUGAUCUCCAUGGCUAGCUACAACAACUACAACUACAACAUUCUCAGAGAUUCUCUCAUUGUGGCCUUGGCCAACUCGGCCACAAGCGUCUUCUCUGGAUUUGUCGUCUUCUCAGCCCUUGGCUACAUGGCUCACGAGCGGAAUCUUACUAUUGACGAUCUCGCUGUCGGAGGGCCUGGCCUUGCGUUUGUGGUGUAUCCUGAGAUCUUGGCCACCAUGCCUGUUCCCCAGCUGUGGGCCUUCCUCUUCUUCCUGAUGCUGCUCUGUCUGGGACUGGACAGUCAGUUUGCGCACCUGGAGCUGGUGGCCACAUGUGUGGUGGACGGCCUCAGCCCAAAGCUGCCCACGUGUCUGAGGCGGAAGGAGGUGCUCCUCCUGCUGGUCAGCAUGGGAAGCUUCCUAGUGGGCCUGCCCUGCAUCUUCCAGGGUGGUAUCUACAUGUUCCAGCUGAUGGAACACUACACAACUGCAGUGUCUGUGCUCGUCAUGGCCGUGCUGGAGAUUGCUGCCAUCAGCUGGAUAUUAGGUCUAAACAGAUUUUCCACAAUGCUCACAAAAACACUGGGGAAAUCACCAAAUAUCUACUUCAAGGUUUGCUGGUUGGUUAUCACCCCAGUGAUGGUCAUGGCUAUAUUAGUCACAAGUAUAGUGCAGCACACCCCUCCUCGCUAUGGGAAGUGGUACCAGUUCCCUGAUUGGUCCAAAGCAGUGGGCUGGAUGUUGACUAUGGCUUCCAUCAUCUGCAUCCCCCUCGGAGCACUGCAUGAACUCUACACCAGGAAGGGCUCUCUCAUGGAGAGGUUGAGGUCCUCAGUAACCCCCAGUCUGGAGCUGGAUGUUCCCCCAGCAUCCCAUCAGGAACAGGAGAUCUGCCUGUCCAGCAGAUCUGAAGAAGCCUGAUUGACUUUAUCUUUUUUUUUUUUUUUACUUUAUCAGCUUUUUUAGAAAUUAUUUACAAAAUAAUUCAUCUUAGACAAUCUUUUUCACACUUAGAAAGAUUUCUAAGAUUAUUUUCAUUAUGGGACCCAACUAACAAUGAAUACAGACAGUAGGCCUAGCCUAAGCAUGCACUGAGGUAUUAUGAGGGGGCAGGAUUUUCCUGGAAGGAAACAAAAUGUGAGCAUAGUUUUGCUCAUACUGCAGCUUAAUUAUUUGGUGUGGGUUGUUGUUGUGUCCAGAUUUGUUUACAUUAGUAUUGUUUGAUGUUUUACUGCAAAUCUUUUACUUUGUUGUUACUGAGUGUUUUAGUUACAAAUCAGAGUGCAGUUGUGUCAGCAUCAGUCGGAACACAUAAACAGGAGACUCUUGCCCAUGGAUCUGGACGGACUGGCACGAUGUAGCCUAUUAAAUGACUAAAUAACAAAAGUUAUGUGUCUGUGUCAUAUUGUCUGUGUCCUAAGGCUGUCUGUAGUCUGUAGGCGAUUUAAGACAUAGCCUACUUGAGAUAGUUGGUCCCGGGAUGGUUUGUCCCCGCUUCUCAGCAGUUUACAUUUGAUGAAAACUAUCUCAAUGAAAUUUGAUGCCUUUCACCCCUAUGAGCUACACCCCGCAUACCGGACUCGGAGGAAUCUUGCGUGCGAGACCCCUGACUUUUACGGAAUAUUACUGUACCGCUUUUUUUGACGGCCUUAACCCUCCGAUUAGUAGAUGUUGGCCUUAAUGCUUCGGCUUAAAACGUUCGGUUUUCACAACCGACGUGGAUUUUAUCAGUUUUCCAUAUGCGAGAUGCUGGGUCGGGUCACAGGCUCAGAGGACAUGGAGCAGGUAAAUCAGGAUCAUGUGAAGAUCGGAGAGGGCAAAUAUGUGACCAAGAAGUCCCUGCUGUCUCAUCUCAAAACUUACAACAUGUACUAUGAGGGGC